CCCGCAAAUCACCAUCUCAUCUCCAACCUACCUACCUCCUACACUACGACCUCACCACCAUCACAACCACCACCAACCAAAAGAACCCAGCAAAAUGCUAAUAAUCGGCCUCACCGGCUCCAUCGCGACCGGCAAAUCCACCGUCUCCUCCCUCCUCUCCUCCGCCCCAUACCAACUCCCCAUAAUCGACACCGACCUAUUAGCCCGAAAAGUCGUCGAACCAGGAACCCCAGGCUACAAAGCCAUCGUCGAUUACUUUGGACCGACGACACCAGACCUGCUUCUCCCUCCACCCCCCAAUGAUCUCCCCACAAGCACAUCCUCCAGCAAAAGUCCAAACCGUCCACUCAACCGCCCCGCCCUCGGCCGCCGCAUCUUCGGCACCGACCCCUCACGCACCCGCGACCGCGAAGUCCUCAACAAGAUCGUGCACCCGGCCAUACGGCGCGAAAUCUACAAAUCCAUCUUAUAUUACUAUGUCCGGGGCCAUUGGGCGGUUGUGUUGGAUGUGCCGUUGCUGUUUGAGAGCGGGAUGGAUUUGAUGUGUGGGGUUGUGAUGGUUGUUGGGGUGAGGGAUGCGAGGGUGCAGAUGGAGAGGUUACGGGCGAGGGAUGCGCAUCUUUCGGAGACGGAGGCGGAGGAUCGGGUUAGGAGUCAGGGGGAUGUUAGUGGGAAGGUGGAACGGGCGGAGUGGAGGGGGGAGGGGAGGGGCGUGGUGGUUUGGAAUGAUGGGGAUAAGAGGGAUUUGGAGGGUGAGGUGAGGAGGGCGAUGGAGGGGAUUACUGUGGGGAGGUGGUGGACGUGGGUGUUGUGGAUGGUGCCGCCGGUGGCGGUUGUAGUGGCGGGGUGGAAUUUGGGGAGGAAUUUUUGGUUGAAGAAGGGGUGGGAGGGGAGGGAGAGGGAGAGGGGGAGGAAAGUGAAGUUGUGA
Aspergillus sclerotioniger CBS 115572 is the source of this 928-nucleotide messenger RNA. RefSeq names its product putative dephospho-CoA kinase. Gene Ontology annotation, biological process: coenzyme A biosynthetic process. Lineage: Eukaryota; Fungi; Ascomycota; Eurotiomycetes; Eurotiales; Aspergillaceae. The coding region runs from base 95 to 928 and encodes 277 amino acids. Gene Ontology annotation, molecular function: dephospho-CoA kinase activity; ATP binding. The record is from RefSeq and is a predicted model, not a curated record. The transcript has a single exon.